Corylus avellana is the source of this 1311-nucleotide messenger RNA. RefSeq lists its product as uncharacterized. Lineage: Eukaryota; Viridiplantae; Streptophyta; Magnoliopsida; Fagales; Betulaceae. The record is from RefSeq and is a predicted model, not a curated record.
GAGAAAAUCACUCCGGAAAAGACCCAUUGGCUAGGAGAAGGAAAAUGGGGUCCGAUAAUAUGGACACCAAGUUCUGUGAUUCCCAGAGCUCGAGCAAUGGAGAGGGGUUGCAAUUGUCCGCUGGGGACACAUGGCGAUAAAUUCUAAGCCCACGUGGGGACCAUCCAUGGACCCCGCGUGGCACUUAUCCGUUAUUUUUCGUGGAAAAUAAGAUGAUAUGAUAUUAUAUUGUGCAGAGAAGAGAAAGUGGGAGCGGUAGAGAGUGAGGAAAUUUCGGGCUUUGAGAUAGAAUGAGUACGAAAUCUUGUAAAAUACUGUAAGAGGAAGCCACCUUUCUCUUUUUGGUGAUGAUGGCACAUGGGCGGCACAGUUCAGUGCCGUCUUCUGUGAGGCUGUCACUAUAAAUAUGAGGGUUUGUGAAGCAAUUUAGGUUCACCUCACCUACCGUGAUCUUCUACUGGGGCUUUCUUUUUCUGCAAGUCUUUUCCUUGUCUUUCAUCUGGGUCUUUCUUUGUUUCAACUUCUUGUUUUUUUUUUUUGGAGUUAAUGGAGGGUACUAAGAAGCAGCAGGGGUUUUCACCUUCCUCAUUCACUGCUGAUCUUUUUGGUGCCAAGGAGUCGCCGCCAUCAUCGGCGGCGGGAACUUUUGCGUCCAUUUUUCCGCCUCCACCAGCGGUGGUUGAGAAGAACUCCUCGAGCGCUGAGGUAACAGGAUCUUGGCAAAAACAAAAUCCAGAAAUUCAAACAUGGAACAUGAAACAAGGGACUCCAGCUAUCAGUAGCGGGGGUGCGCGCUGUAGCAUACCCAACAAGGACAGGAGUUCAAUUUUCCAAGAAGAAAGAGUGGAACCAUGUCAUCUAAGUUCAUCUCUUUAUUAUGGUGGGCAAGACAUCUAUUCCCAGUCCCCAAGUACCCAAACCUCUGGAUACCCUCUAUUCAAGGAAAAUGGGGCAGAAGAUGAAAAUGGAAACAGUGCGUCUCGAGGAAAUUGGUGGCAAGGUUCACUUUAUUAUUAGGGCUGCCUUAGUAGGCAUAAGAAUUCUCCAUCUGUUUUCCAGGAGUUCGUGGCGCCUUGGUGAUAUGCUGGCAGAUAUGCAGUAUAAAUAAGAAACGAAUGUAGUAAAAAAAAAGAAAAAGAGUAGCCAAUGUAGUUGAACAAUGUUUAUGUGCUCUUUUUAAGCUGUAAUUAUGAAAAUAGCUGGAGAAGAGGGCCCUGAGUUGCUCCACAUAUAUAUAUGCCAAUAUAAAUGCUUCAUGGUUCAUCCAUGAAUUUUUAUGCCUAAUAAUAUCCAGUGCCUGAUAUCUUUCAA